Messenger RNA from Drosophila eugracilis, 3911 nucleotides. It is a transcript of the gene alpha-Man-IIa, whose product is annotated as alpha-mannosidase 2. Gene Ontology annotation, cellular component: Golgi membrane. NCBI's taxonomy places the organism in Eukaryota, Metazoa, Arthropoda, Insecta, Diptera, Drosophilidae. The record is from RefSeq and is a predicted model, not a curated record. The transcript has 5 exons. Bases 103 to 3429 code for a protein of 1108 amino acids. Gene Ontology annotation, biological process: protein deglycosylation; mannose metabolic process; N-glycan processing. Gene Ontology annotation, molecular function: carbohydrate binding; alpha-mannosidase activity.
AAUUUGUUUAUGCGAAAAAACCACGCAAGUACAAGCUAUUGGUUAUUGCAGUUGGCAGGUGUGUCCGUGCUGUCGGCGAUUCCAUGAUUAAUUAACCGGAAAAUGUUACGAAUACGUCGACGCUUCGCUUUGGUGAUUUGCUCCGGGUGCCUGUUAGUUUUCCUCAGCCUGUACGUUAUCCUCAACUUUGCGGCGCCGGCAGCCAACCAAAAAAAGCCAAACUAUGAAAACAUUGAAAACAAGCUGCAGCAGCUGGAAAAUGGACUGCAGGAGCACGGCGAGGAGAUGCGGAACCUAAGGGCACGGCUAACUAAAACAGCGAACCGUGAGGAUCCCAUAAAGGCUCCCGCUAAAGUGCCUCGUUCUCCGAAGCCGGAACAAUGCCAGGAUGUGGUUCAGGAUGUGCCCAGUGUGGAGGUACAGAUGCUGGAGCUCUACGACCGGAUGUCUUUUAAGGACAUAGAUGGAGGCGUGUGGAAACAGGGCUGGAAUAUCAAAUAUGAUCCACUCAAGUACAACGCCCAUCACAAACUGAAAGUCUUCGUAGUGCCCCAUUCGCACAAUGAUCCUGGAUGGAUCCAGACUUUCGAGGACUACUACCAGCAUGACACCAAGCAUAUUCUAUCAAAUGCGCUAAGGCAUCUACACGAAAAUCCCGAGAUGAAGUUCAUUUGGGCGGAAAUCUCUUAUUUUUCCCGAUUUUACCACGAUCUAGGCGAGAACAAAAAACUUCAGAUGAAGUCCAUUGUAAAGAAUGGACAAUUGGAAUUUGUAUCUGGAGGAUGGGUGAUGCCGGACGAAGCCAAUUCCCACUGGAGAAACGUGUUGCUGCAACUGACCGAGGGCCAGACUUGGCUAAAGCAAUACCUAAAUGUUACCCCCACAGCAUCCUGGGCCAUCGAUCCUUUUGGUCACAGUCCUACAAUGCCUUACAUCCUGCAAAAAAGUGGCUUUAAGAAUAUGCUCAUCCAGCGAACACACUAUUCGGUAAAGAAGGAGUUGGCCCAACAGCGUCAGCUUGAAUUCCAUUGGCGCCAGAUCUGGGAUUCGAAAGGGGACACGGCCCUUUUCACGCACAUGAUGCCCUUCUACUCAUACGAUAUUCCCCACACUUGUGGUCCAGAUCCUAAGGUGUGCUGUCAGUUUGAUUUCAAGCGGAUGGGAGCUUUUGGAUUAAGCUGUCCCUGGAAAGUACCCCCCCGAGCCAUCGUGGACGGAAAUGUUGCCAUGCGUUCAGAAUUGCUGGUCGAUCAGUGGAAAAAAAAGGCCGAGCUUUAUCGUACGAACGUUUUGCUUAUUCCCUUGGGCGACGACUUCCGCUUCAAGCAGAAUACCGAAUGGGAUGUACAGCGAGUAAACUACGAAAGGCUGUUCGAGCACAUUAACAGCCAGGCCCACUUCAAUGUGCAAGCGCAGUUCGGCACUCUGCAAGAAUAUUUUGAUGCUGUGCAUCAAGCAGAAAAAGUAGGACAAACCGAGUUCCCAACGCUCAGCGGAGACUUCUUUACAUAUGCCGAUCGGUCGGAUAACUAUUGGAGUGGCUAUUACACUUCCAGGCCCUAUCACAAGCGCAUGGAUCGAGUGCUGAUGCACUACGUCCGCUCCGCAGAGAUGCUCUCCGCCUGGCACUCCUGGGAUGGAAUGGCCCGCAUCGAGGAACGCCUGGAGCAGGCCCGCAGAGAAUUGUCUCUGUUUCAGCAUCACGACGGCAUCACUGGCACCGCCAAGACGCAUGUGGUUCUUGACUACGAGCAACGCAUGCUCGAGGCUCUGAAAGCCUGUCAAAUGGUGAUGCAACAGUCGGUCUACCGUCUGCUAACCAAACCCUCAAUCUAUAGUCCGGACUUUAGUUUUUCAUACUUCACACUGGACGAUUCACGUUGGCCAGGAUCAGGUGUAGAGGAUAGUCGAACUACCAUUAUAUUGGGUGAGGAUAUACUGCCAUCCAAACAUGUAGUAAUGCAUAAUACUCUGCCGCACUGGCGAGAGCAGCUCGUUGACUUCUAUGUGUCCAGUCCAUUCGUGAGUGUUAGUGAUUUAGCAAAUAAUCCAAUCGAGGCUCAAGUUUCACCUGUGUGGAGCUGGCAUCAUGACACGCUUACCAAGACUAUCCAUCCACAAGGAUCCACAACAAAGUAUCGCAUCAUCUUUAAAGCUCGGGUGCCGCCCAUGGGCCUGGCCACCUACAUAUUGACCAUUUCUGAGUCUAAACCAGAGCACACUUCGUACGCAUCGAAUCUCUUACUUAGAACAGUUCCCGUUUCUGUGCCCUUGGGUCAAUAUCCGGAAGAUGUGAAGUUUGGUGAGCCUCGGGAGAUCUCAUUGCGGGUUGGCAAUGGCCCCACACUAGCAUUCUCAGAGCAGGGCCUUCUCAAGUCCAUCCAGCUCACCCAAGAUAGUCCGCACGUGCCUGUGCAUUUGAAGUUCCUAAAGUAUGGCGUUCGAUCACAUGGAGAUAGAUCCGGUGCAUAUCUGUUCCUGCCCAACGGCCCGGCUACGCCAAUCCAAAUUAAUCAUCCAGUGGUCCUGGUGACCAAAGGCAAAUUAGAGUCCUCGGUAAGCGUGGGCCUUCCGAGUGUGGUUCAUCAGACAAUAAUGCGAGGCGGUGCACCUGAGAUUCGCAAUCUGGUUGACAUAGGCGUGCUGGAUAACACAGAGAUUGUCAUGCGCUUAGAGUCUCAUAUCGACAGUGGAGACAUUUUCUACACGGAUCUCAACGGACUGCAAUUCAUCAAGCGACGGCGUCUAGAGAAGCUCCCUUUGCAGGCCAACUAUUACCCGGUGCCCUCUGGCAUGCUCAUCGAAGAUGCCAAUAUGCGACUCACUCUCCUCACAGGUCAACCGCUUGGUGGAUCUUCCUUGGCUUCUGGUGAGCUGGAGAUAAUGCAGGAUCGCCGCCUGGCCAGCGACGACGAACGCGGCUUGGGACAAGGUGUAUUGGACAACAAGCCAGUUCUGCAUAUAUAUCGUUUGGUUCUGGAGAAAAUUAACAGCUGUACGCGACCAUCGGAGGUACAUCCUGCUGGCUACUUGACCAGUGCCGCCCACAAAGCCUCACAGUCACUGCUGGACCCACUGGACAAGUUCAUAUUCGCUGAAAAUGAAUGGGUUGGUGCCCAGGGGCAGUUUGGCGGCAAUCAUCCAUCAGCCCGUGAGGAUCUGGAUGUACCCGUGAUGCGACGCUUGACCAAGAGUUCGGCCAAGACGCAGCGGGUGGGCUACGUCCUGCACCGCACCAAUCUGUUGCAAUGCGACACCCCAGAAGAACGGGCACAGAAGUUGGAUGUGUGCCACUUACUGCCGAAUGUGGCAAGGUGCGAGCGUACGACACUCACCUUCCUGCAAAAUCUGGAGCAAAUGGAAGGCAUGGUGGCGCCGGAAGUGUGCCCCAUGGAAACAAUGGCUUAUGUGAGCAGUCACACUAGCUGAUCGCCACGUGUCCUUCCCAAGGAUGAAAUAGACACGGAGGGAAGGCGCCACAUGGACAACCUAUGAAUCUCGAUACUGCAAUACAGGCAAUCUUCAUUUUAUGAUCAACUAAAGAAACACUGAUGACUGCACCGAAAGACGUAAUGCGUAAUCUCCAUACUACGUAUCAUUUAUUUAUUCAAGCUUCCUCACGUGGGUUGGAAAUUCAAUCCUAUGACGCAGCGGUGUGUUUUUGCACCCCCUUGUAACACACACACGUUUUAAUUUGUUUCCCCUAGUUUUUUACGUUUUUUGUGAUAUCCCUACAGUCCCACAGCAAGCAAUGUCUUCGAUAUCCCUACAGGGAUAUUGCCUAAAAACCAUGAAUCGUAACUAUAACGUUUAACUGUAAUUUAGGCUUAGUGAUAAUGACGAAACUGCAAUGAUAUUAAUCUCGACAUUUGUUUUUUUACGAUUUGAAUAAAUUGAGUCUCAUUUUAGAA